Messenger RNA from Saprolegnia diclina VS20, 1158 nucleotides. RefSeq lists its product as hypothetical. Lineage: Eukaryota; Oomycota; Saprolegniomycetes; Saprolegniales; Saprolegniaceae. Gene Ontology annotation, molecular function: lipid binding. The transcript is spliced from 2 exons. Bases 1 to 1158 code for a protein of 385 amino acids. The record is from RefSeq and is a predicted model, not a curated record.
AUGUGUCACGACAAAAAUCAGGUCACUACGACCUCUGGCAACCGGCAGCAAGAGAUCCACAGCAGGCAACUCAUCGAGCCUGACGUGAGUGUCGAGGACCACGACGCGCUUCUCGACCUCGCCCACCACGCGCUCAGCGACCUCAUUCUGAGCGCCCGUCUUGACAAAGGUAGCAGCCUCCCGUGGGCGCCGCUGGCGUCGUACCCGUCCCAGACAAAAGUGUACAUGGCGAGCGACCCUCUGGUACGCGACGCGUUCUAUGCGGGCGAAACAACGCUCGACAUGCCGCUCGAGGACGCGAUCGCUUUCUUCCAAGUCAACGAGAGUUGCGAGUACCUCGACCACGCGCGCUUGUUGGCGCGCAAGGCGACAGACGCGUGCGUGUUGAGCCCGCUGAGCAGCGGCAGCUGCUACGACCCUUACCACUAUGUCGGCUUGCACUGGAUGGCGCUGCCACCGUCGUCGAGUCUCUUUCACCACCGCGACAUCUGCUACCUUGAAGCCCACGACGCAUUCGACAUGAGCGGCACCCGUGGCUGGGCGUGCGUCGCCACGUCGGUGCGCAUGCCUUGGUUUCCGUGCCUCGAGAAGAGUCACCAGCUGCUUCGCGCGACGAUGCGCCGGUCGGGGUACGUGCUCACAGAGCUCAGUGCAAGUACGACCCGCGUCGUGCACGUCAUCAACAUUGACAUGGGCGGCCACAUGCCCUCGGUGCUUGUGGGCAAGAUGCUCAAGAAGCAGGCUGCGUCAGUGGCGCAGCUCGCGCACCGCAUCCGGACACGAGGCACGACGGUCAUGUCUCCGCCGUCGACGCAUUCGCACUGCGCGUCGUGCCACACCAAGUUCCACUGCCUCAAGACCAAGGUCGAGUGCCAUCGGUGCGGCGACACAGUCUGCAAGCGCUGCAUUCUCGUCAACGUCCAGUGCAAGAACUGCUGCUACGGCCACCCCGACCGCGUGCGGGCGCCGACGUCUCCCGACAACAACAAGGUCGCGCAUCGCCAAACGAGUCCAUCGACGGUCAUCGCCGAGGAAGACGACGACGAGGACUUGUCUCUGCUCCGCGUUGGCACGGAGGCGCAACCGUUGCGACGGACGUUCGUCGAAGGCGGUCGGUUCGACAGCCACGUCAGUGCCGUAUCCGGAUACUCUAUCUAA